Gossypium raimondii (Peruvian cotton) is the source of this 1684-nucleotide messenger RNA. RefSeq names its product protein ELC. The record is from RefSeq and is a predicted model, not a curated record. Gene Ontology annotation, molecular function: ubiquitin binding. Gene Ontology annotation, cellular component: ESCRT I complex. The transcript is spliced from 2 exons. Gene Ontology annotation, biological process: protein modification process; protein transport; endosome to lysosome transport. Lineage: Eukaryota; Viridiplantae; Streptophyta; Magnoliopsida; Malvales; Malvaceae. The coding region runs from base 119 to 1381 and encodes 420 amino acids.
GAUUCAUAACUAAGGAAAGGAAAUUUCUCAAGGAUUUUCAUUGCUAAGCUAAGGCAAAUCCCAAAGCCAUAACAAAUACAAUCUCUCGUACCCAACCGCCCACCGCCCACCGCCACCAAUGGUUCCGCCGUCGUCAACACCGCCGCCAAACCCCCAACAAAUCCAACAAUUCCUCUCCUCCGUCCUCUCCCAACGCGGCCCUUCCGCCCUCCCUUACUCCGAAGACACCAAAUGGCUAAUUCGUCAACAACUCGUUUCCCUCAUCUCCAACUACCCUUCCCUCGAACCCAAGACCGCCACUUUUACCCAUAACGACGGCCGAUCCGUUAACCUCCUCCAAGCCGACGGCACCAUCCCUAUGCCUUUCCAAGGCGUCACUUACAACAUCCCCAUCGUUAUCUGGCUCAUGGAAUCUUACCCUCGUUACGCCCCCGCCGUCUACGUCAAUCCCACGCGCGACAUGAUCAUCAAACGACCCCAUCCUCAUGUUUCCCCUUCUGGGUUAGUUUCGAUUCCUUAUUUGCAUAAUUGGAUUUACCCAAGUUCUAAUCUUGUCGAUUUAGUCCUUCAUUUAAGCUCUGCUUUUUCUCGUGAUCCGCCUCUUUAUUCGCAACGCCGCCCCAAUCCUAACCCUAGCCCUAGCCCCAGCCCUAACCCUUCGAUUAAUUCCUCCAUGACGUCUACUUAUGGGCAACAUCCACCGCCGCCAGGACCUAGGGUGGCUGCUACGGCCGCGGCGGCAGGAUAUCCCCCAUCACCUUAUGGGAGGGUACAGCAUCCACAGCAUUCGCAAGCUCGUCCUACUUCCACGGAUGAUGCCGCCGAGGUUUAUAAGAGGAACGCAAUGAAUAAGUUGGUGGAGAUGGUUCAUGGGGAUAUAAUUGGGAUGAGAAAAGCAAGGGAAGUGGAAAUGGAAGGAAUGUUUUCGGCUCAAGCUGUUUUAAGAAGGCGAGAGGAAGAGAUUAAUAAAGGGUUGAAAGAGAUGCAAGAUGAAAAAGAAGGUUUAGAACAACAAUUACAGGUUGUUUUGAUGAAUGCAGAUGUGUUGGAUAGUUGGAUUAGAGAUAAUGAAGGGAAAAUAAAGAACUUAGGGAAGAAGAAUAAUAAUGUAGAUGUUGAUGAAGCGAUUCAUUGUGUCGAUGUUCUUUCUAAACAAGUCUUGGAUUCCACAGCUGCUGAUUUAGCUAUCGAAGAUGUGGUUUAUUCCUUGGAUAAGGCAGUGCAAGAUGGGGUUGUGCCAUUUGAUCAGUAUUUGAGGAAUGUGAGAUUGUUGUCAAGGGAGCAGUUCUUCCAUAGGGCUACUGCCUCCAAAGUUAAGGAAGCUCAAAUGCAGGCUCAGGUGGCAAAUAUGGCUGCUAGAAUAUCGCAUUUCGUUUCAUGACUGGUUAUUGUUCUGUUUCAGAUUUGUCUAUAUAAAGGAUCAUGCAAUUCGAGGUUGCACCUUUAUUUCAAAGGCCUAACGAGCGAAGGAUUAACUUCGUACAGGUCUAAUAAUGACUACAAUAGGUUUUAUCUGUUCUUUUCUCCUCAUCCCUUGACCUGAUUGUCAUGUAAAUGGAUGGAUCCCUUAUUUAAUUGUCACUUGUUGUUUACUUUGUCUCGGCUGACUGGCAUAUUCUAUGAACUAUCAGUUUCAUGAUGUAUUAGUUUUAUGGCUAAACUUUCAACCACUUAUUCACCCCCA